AUGGCCGCUGUCCUCUUCCAGCUCCACCACCUUAUUUUCUUAUUUGUUUUUUUCCUAUCUCAUCCAACUCCUUGUGUUUCCAUUGGAGAUGAUCAAGUCCUUCUUGAAUUUAAAGAAUUGUUAUUAAAUACCUCACUUCUUGAUUCUUCUUGGAAAAAAGGAACAAAUCCUUGUGAUAAUAAUAACAAAUGGUUUGGUGUACAAUGUGAUAAUAAAAAUGUUAUUCAAGCCCUACUUCUUGGUGGGGUUGGCCUUUCAGGGAAUCUUGAUGUUGAUGUACUAAUUAGCCUUCAAGGCCUUAGAGUUGUUAAUCUUGCAAACAACUCUUUCUCAGGAACAAUUCCUGAUUUUUUUAGGCUUGGUGCUCUCAAGUCUUUAUUCAUUAAUGGAAACCAGUUUUCCGGAGACAUCCCUGGAGAUUUCUUCUCCAAAAUGGGAUCUCUCAGGAAAAUAUGGUUUUCGCGGAACAAGUUUUCAGGGAAAAUCCCUGAUUCUUUAGCAGGUUUAAAAUAUCUUUUAGAACUCCAUUUGGAGAAUAAUGAAUUCACAGGACCUAUUCCAAUUUUGUCACAGGCUAAUCUAGCAACUAUAAACUUCUCAAACAAUAAAUUACAAGGUUUAAUUCCGCAAAGUUUGUCUAAGUUUGGUUCGAACCCCUUUCAAGGAAAUCCUGAUUUGUGUGGAAAUCAAAUAGGGAGGGAGUGUAAGGCUGUAGCCUCUGGUGAAAAGUCUGAAGGUUCUGGAAGUACAAAAUGGAUAAUUAUAGGCUUAGUGGUUGUUUUGCUAUUGGUGGCUAUAUUAUUUAAGUCAAAGCGUAAGGAUGAUCAAUUUGAAAAGCUUGAAAAAGAGAGCCUUGAUGAGGCUGUGAAGGUGCACCUUAACAAGAGAAGCAUGAGCACGCGCACCUCUAUGCGUUCAUCAAGGAAAGGACGCUCAAGAAGUGGCAGCGAUAUGGGUGAUCUAGUUGUGGUAAAUGAUGAAAAGGGUAUAUUUGGGAUGCCUGAUUUGAUGAAGGCAGCAGCUGAAGUCCUUGGUAAUGGAGGAUUGGGGUCAGCUUACAAGGCGGUAUUGGGGAAUGGAGUGUCCGUCGUGGUGAAGAGGUUGAGGGAAACCAAUAAAUUUAACAAGGAAAGUUUUGAUGCAGAGAUCAGACGACUCGCUAGGAUAAGGCACAGGAACAUAUUGCAACCAUUAGCAUACCAUUACAGGAAAGAGGAGAAGUUGGUGGUGUCUGAAUACAUUCCCAAAGGCAGCCUGUUAUACCUAUUACAUGGUGAUCGGGGGAUAGCACAUGCUCAGCUAAAUUGGACUAUUCGCGUUAAAAUCAUCCUGGGAGUUGCCAGUGGAAUGAAAUUUCUUCAUUCAGAGUUUGCAUCAUAUGAUGUACCUCAUGGGAACCUUAAGUCUAGCAACAUUCUUCUUUCUGCAAAUAAUGAACCACUUCUCACAGAUUAUGCGUUUUAUCCACUACUCAACGAUUCACAAGCUGUCCAAUCUCUUUUUGCUUAUAAAUCCCCAGAAGCCAUACUAAACCAACAAGUCACUCCAAAAAGUGAUGUAUAUUGUCUUGGAAUCAUAAUACUUGAAAUCCUAACUGGGAAAUUCCCAUCACAAUAUCUCAGCAACCAAAAGUGUGGAACUGACGUUGCACAAUGGGCGUGGUCAGCAAUUGAAGAGAAUAGAGUAUCAGAAUUGAUUGCUCCAGAGAUAGAAACAGAAAAGGAUUCCCUUGAAAUGAUGGAGAAGUUCCUUCAUAUAGGAGCUGCAUGCACUGAGAGUGAUCAUGAUAAUAGAAUCGACAUGAAGGAAGCCAUAAGGAGGAUAGAAGAGAUAACAAAUUUAAUGUAG
Messenger RNA from Solanum tuberosum (potato), 1848 nucleotides. Its product is annotated as pollen receptor-like kinase 3. Bases 1 to 1848 code for a protein of 615 amino acids. Gene Ontology annotation, biological process: protein phosphorylation. The transcript has 2 exons. Gene Ontology annotation, molecular function: protein binding; ATP binding; protein kinase activity. Lineage: Eukaryota; Viridiplantae; Streptophyta; Magnoliopsida; Solanales; Solanaceae. The record is from RefSeq and is a predicted model, not a curated record.